Synchiropus splendidus (mandarinfish) is the source of this 1714-nucleotide messenger RNA. RefSeq names its product ribosomal oxygenase 1 (gene riox1). Gene Ontology annotation, molecular function: histone H3K4 demethylase activity; histone H3K36 demethylase activity. Gene Ontology annotation, cellular component: nucleolus. The transcript has 15 exons. The coding region runs from base 54 to 1673 and encodes 539 amino acids. The record is from RefSeq and is a predicted model, not a curated record. Lineage: Eukaryota; Metazoa; Chordata; Actinopteri; Syngnathiformes; Callionymidae.
ACCGUAGAAGAAGGCCGAACCUCUGUGGCUGUCUAUACACGUUGUUGUACAUAAUGCAGAGGCAACGCAUUUCUGCGUUCGCGCUUUAUCAAACUUUGUCAGCCAAUUCAUCGCCUCCUGCUAAAAAAUCUGCUGUGCAGGUGACAUCAAAAAAGAAGAAGAAGAAGCAGGAGAAUGGUGUGGUAACUAGUAAAAUACAUGCCAACAAGUCUGUAAUCAAAGCAGAGAAGAAGAAAAUCAGAAAAACGGCUUCAAAGAGGUUGAAAGAAGAAGAAACAAACAAUACCACAGAUCAGGAGUGUAUAAAUGGGGAAACACUGGAAGAUCUGUUGGACAACCUGGCAUCUGUGAAUAACAGCAGGGAGCGGGCCAGCGCGCUAUUCCAGUGGCUCAUCAGCCCACUUCCCGUGAAGGCUUUUUUCAGAGACACAUGGGAGAAGAAGCCCAUCCUUAUCCAACGUAAAAAUCCAGAUUACUACAAAGGCUUGUUCUCCACUGCAGAGUUCGACCGCAUUCUGAGAGAGGAUGAUGUUCAGUAUGGGGUGAACCUCGAUGUCACCAGCUACACAGACGGCAAGAGGGAGACCCACAAUCCUCCUGGGCGAGCGCUGCCCUUCACAGUGUGGGACUUUUAUCAGGCCGGCUGCUCGCUUCGCCUGUUGAACCCUCAGGCUUUCUCCUCCAUGGUGUGGAAUGUUCUCUCCAUCCUCCAGGAGAAGUUCGGCAGCAUGGCUGGAGCGAACGUAUACUUGACGCCUCCAGGCACUCAAGGGUUUGCGCCGCAUUAUGACGACAUAGAGGCGUUUGUGGUCCAGCUGGAGGGGAAGAAGCACUGGAGAGUUUACAGUCCAAGGUCAGCAGAAGAGGUCCUGCCUGUGUUCUCGAGCCCGAACUUUGACCAGUCGGAAAUUGGGACACCAAUCCUGGAGGUGGUUCUGGAGGCUGGAGAUCUGCUCUACUUCCCUCGAGGCUUCAUCCAUCAGGGCGACUGUCUCCCCGACUCCCACUCGCUGCACAUCACCAUCUCUUCCUACCAGAAGAACAGCUGGGGAGACCUGCUGCACAAGCUGCUUCCAGCUGCUCUGGAGGUCGCCAUGGAGGAGGAUGCGGAGUUCCGCCAGGGUUUGCCUCUGGAUUACCUGACGUACAUGGGAGUGCAGAACUCUGACGAGGAUGAUCCGAGGAGGACAGCGUUCGUGUCCAAAAUUGAAAGUCUCACCAAGAAGCUGGCAAAUUAUCUGCCUGUUGACGCUGCAGUGGAUCUGAAAGCUCGAGAUUUUCUCCACGACUGUCUCCCACCCAAGCUGAAUGCAGACGAAGUGUCCAGCAGUGUGCACGGAGCAGCUGUGCGUUGGGAGGGCGGCACAGUGAAGGAUUUUGGCUCAAACAUCACAAGCAAGACCAAAGUCAGACUUUUGCGAGCAGGAUGUGCCAGAUUGGGCAGCGACGGAGAGGCAGUUCAUCUUUACUACACAACGGACAACUCCAGAGUUUACCACAAGGAAGAGCUCAAGAGUUUGGAAAUAGAAUCAACGCACUUGGAUGCCGUGGAGUUCCUCAUCCAUUCAUACCCAGAAUAUGUGACGGUUGGAAGCUUUCCAUGCGAGGCAGCUGAUGACAAGAUCGCCUUGGCAGAGCUGCUCUUUGAGAAGGGGAUCAUUCACACAGAAUAACCUGAAAUAAAGAUGAAUUAAUGCCACUCUUCUUUUUAAAC